This is a messenger RNA of Scylla paramamosain (green mud crab), 3382 nucleotides long. RefSeq names its product alpha-N-acetylglucosaminidase-like (gene Naglu). The transcript has 20 exons. Bases 148 to 2589 code for a protein of 813 amino acids. Lineage: Eukaryota; Metazoa; Arthropoda; Malacostraca; Decapoda; Portunidae. The record is from RefSeq and is a predicted model, not a curated record.
AAGAUCAAGACAAAGAUCGUAAAGUUUACCGGGAUUCUUAACGGCAACACAAAUGUUGAGUGUGUGGCGGACGGGUCGUGCAGAACACCGCCGUAACCAGUGCCUUGCUCUACACUCAAAGGAGACAGUGAGGGAGAUUUACAAAAGAUGAAACCUCCAGAAUGGUGCAGCUUCCUGGUGCUUCCCAUCUUGCUUGUUACUACCACUCAAGAAGUAUACACUGAUGUCUUGCCCACGCCUGAUGUAAUGAAGGGAGCAGUGGAGGGCCUUCUCACCCGCCUUCUGCAUCAUAGAGGGAGGGACUUCACUGUGGAAAUCGGAGGAGUAACAGGAGAAAAAGAUUACUUCAAGGUGCAUGGGGAAGGUGUGGAGGGGCGACCAGUGCAGGUGCGGGCAGGGACAGGUGUGGCAGCGGCCUUGGGUGUAAUGACAUACCUCAAGUAUCUGUGUAAUGCCUCGGUCUCCUGGGAAGCCAACCAGCUGUCAAAUUUACCUGAUGUUUGGCCUGAGGGAACCAUUGAAAGUCAGCUGCUAGAUCGGUACCGGUACUACAGCAACCCAUGUGUAUUCUCAUACUCUUACGCCUUCUGGUCUUGGGAGCGCUGGGAGAAGGAGAUUGACUUGAUGGCUCUGAUGGGCAUUAACCUGGCAUUAGCACUUGAUGGUGAGGAAGCAAUCUGGAGGGAAGUUUACAGGGACCUGGGCUUAACUGAGAAGGAACUGGAAGAACACUUUGCAGGAUAUGCUUUUCUUGCUUGGGGCAGAAUGGGUAAUAUUGAGAGGUGGGGCGGGCCUCUCUCCAUCUACUGGCAAGAAGAAAAGCUUAAACUUCAGAAGAGGAUUGUGGCACGAAUGAGAGAAUUAGGAAUGUUUACUGUGCUUCCUGCAUUCUCAGGCCAUGUGCCUAAGGGGAUAUUAAGAGUUUUUCCCACUGCUAAUAUCACAAGACUACCCGCUUGGAGUCACUUUUCUGAACCAUAUACAAGGACCUAUUUUUUAAACCCACAAGAUCCACUGUUUGAAAAAAUUACAGGAGCUUUCAUAAAAAAGAUGACAGUGGAGUUGGGGUCUGACCACUUCUACCUGGUGGAUCCUUUCAAUGAAAUGAAUCCUGUAUCAUCAGACCUAACCUACCUGGAGGGUGUCAGCCAGGCUAUUUAUGGAGCACUUAAGAAAGGUGAUCCUGAGGCUGUGUGGGUGACUCAGGGCUGGAUGUUUUUUAGUGAUAGGGACUUUUGGCAAAAACCUCAAGCAAAGGCAUACCUCACUGCUGUCCCUCAGGGCAAGAUGUUGGUUCUUGAUUUGGUAUCUGAAGAUUCUCCACAAUAUGGACGCCUGGAGAGUUUCUUUGGCCAGCCUUUUAUUUUCUGCUUACUUAAUAACUAUGGAGGAGUGAGAGGCAUCUAUGGUAAUGUGAAUGUACUUCUAAAGAAUCUUGCAGAUGCCCGGCAGUACCCCAAUUCAAGUUUGAUUGGGACGGGUAUGACUCCUGAAGGCAUUGGCUCAAAUUAUGUUAUCUUUGAUCUCCUGUCUGAAAUGUCAUGGAGAAGUCACAUCAGAGAUGUUCAAGAAUGGGCUGUUCAGUACUCCAGGAGGAGAUACAGUGUUCAAGAUGAAAACCUGGAGGAUGCUUGGAAGCUCCUCAUGUCGAGUAUCUACAACUCCUCAGGACCAAUUAGGUAUCAUGGGACAUACACCCCACUGAUGUUACGGCCCAGACUUAAUCCAAAGACUAAGAUGUGGUAUUAUCUAAAGGAUCUUGUAAGGGCAUGGGACCUCCUUAUUGGCACAACAAAGGAGCAAAUGACAUAUCAGAAUAGCCAGGAGCCUAGACUGCUUAACAUGAUCAUGAAUCCAACUGAAGCUUCAUUCAAAGGUAAAAUCUUUAGAGUGUAUUGUGGAAGAAAUGAAGUCCAAAGAGAAGGGAAAAUGUGCAGAUUUCUAAAGAAGAAAAACAAGAAACGAAUGAUAAAUACUAAUGUAGAAAUAAAUGGAGGAGUACACCUGCUUGAAGAAGAGACAUGGAAGUAUGAUCUUGUAGAAGUAACAAGAGAAUUAAUGCAGGUAAGUAUUGAUAUGUCUUUGUACUGUGCCAUACCUAAGCUGGUGUGUAGUAUGAUUGUCCAUGAGACUAAUUCUAACUAUCUGUUGGGAAGCUGGGUUCAGAGUGCAUUAAACUGGUCCAAUGAUACCCAGGAACACUCUCUGCUGAGAAGAAACUCCCUGUACCAAAUAAGCCUGUGGGGUCCCAAUGGUGAGAUCUUGGACUAUGCCGUUAAGCAGUGGAAUGGUGUUAUGGAGAGGUAUGUGGGACCUCGGUGGAGUGCCUUCAGUGAGGCCCUCCUCUCAGCAGCCAAGACUGGUGUUGCAUUGGAUAUGGCAAAAUUUAAGGCCAGUGUAUUUGAAGCUGUAGAAAAACCUUUUGCUGAAGAUCUAGAUACAUUCUAUCCUUCUUCUCCAAUAGGUGACUCUGUCAAGCUUGCUGUCAGAAUGCAUGAAAAAUACCGACCAUUGUUCACUCAAAGAAAAUUGAUGAAGCAGUACAUGAAAUUACGUGAAGAGCUUGAAGAGCCAAGGAUGAGAGUAUGAUUAAGAAAUACCAAUGAUUAAGGCUGGAAGCAAGUCUGCAUAGAUUUUUACUACUUAUGCAGGAUGCAGGCUAGUGACUGAAUAUUUUUACUACUUUUGUAGGAUACAGGUCAAUGUCUAAGAAGAUAGAAUAAAAGGUUAUCAUGAUUGGUUGACCCUUUAAAGAUAUGUAGUGGAAGAAAGGCCAUUUGUAGUGGAAGAUGUUCAAAAGAAAUGGCCAAAUGGCAGAGAAUUUUAGUUUACUGGUGAAAGGGAAAGAGCCUGUGUAGGAGUGAUAAUAAUGGUUUACCCAUGAGUUACUAAGGACAUAAUUGGUUUGAAAGUAAGUAAGGGAAAGUCACACACUGAAGAUAUGGGGAAGAUAUGGGUAUGUGUAGUGGCAAGAUGAUUAAGGCAAACUAAAAGUUGCCUGGGUCUUGGUGAUCACUUAUGGCUUGAACAACAGCACAUCAGACUUCUCUAUUUACUAUGAAUGUUCUGUCAGGAAUUCCCUCCCUGGUGACACUUGUUGGUAUUGCUGUGGUGAUUGCUCUUCAUCACUCCCACUCAUUAAGCUAGUCACUACAGAAAUACAUCUGGGAUUUGGGAUCACAACUGUAUGGCAUUUAAGAUGUGCCACAUUACUUCAUGGUGCCUAACAUUCUCUGGGAGAAUUGUUGCUUCUGCAGACCAACUGAAAGUGCCAUCCUGGCUCAUUUGAAAUUAUAUUCUCACUUUAUUUCAGUUGGCAGCUCACCAUAUUUGUUUUCCCUCUGGAUUAAAACAAGAGUAUAGUAAUAUUGUAACUAUUUUA